Molecule: messenger RNA, 1592 nt
Organism: Linum tenue
Lineage: Eukaryota; Viridiplantae; Streptophyta; Magnoliopsida; Malpighiales; Linaceae
Source: the annotation of a GenBank genome assembly
UCUUCCCCUUCCUCUUCCCUCUCCCCACUGUGUGAAAGAAAGGUUUCAACACUAAGCAAAGUUCUCCCCUUUUCUUUAUUGCCCUUCGUUUUCUCCCAUCUCCUCUUUUAUCUACUUUUCUCAUCUCUCUCGGCUCACCCUUUUCGAAAAGUCUCCAUCUUUCAUCAUCUCCUUUCCCCCAUAACAUUCUCCUCUGCAUAACCCUCUCUUCAAUCCUUUUUGUUCUCUUCUGGGUGUUUCUUUAAUUUAAUCAGCAGGGGUUCAAAAGGGUAGAAGGUUAUACUAGAAGAGAACAAGUGAAGAGUUAUGUGGGAGGAGAAACAGCCACUUAGAUCAUCUCCUUUCAGAGAAUCCCUCAAAGCCCUUGAAGCUGAUAUUCAACAUGCCAAUACCUUGGCAGCUUCUCUCCCGGGAGAUUAUGGUGGGGAUUGUGUACAGAUGAGGGUUUCAUACAGUCCAAUUGCUCCCUACCUUCUGUUCUUGGUUGAGUGGAUGGAUUACAGUUGUACUGAUGCUCUCCCGAGCUACUUAGGCCUGCUCCAUAUUCUUGUUUACAAGGUUUACAUUGAUGGAGUGCCGACUUUGUCUUCUAAAGAGAGGAAGGCUAGCCUAAGGGAGUUUUAUGCCAUUAUAUAUCCUUCACUCAGGCAGCUCGAAGGUCAGUUUGUGGAAUCAGAAGAUACCCACAAGAGAAGUCGGGGCAAUGAAGUCUUAACCAGGAAGAGAGCAGAGGACAGGAGAAGGCUAGCCGAUAAUAAUGAAUUCGAGCGAGAUGAUGAAUGUGGGAUAUGCAUGGAGAAUGGUGGGAAAAUGGUGUUACCAAAUUGUGGGCACUCCUUGUGCAUGAAUUGCUUCCACGAUUGGAACUCGAGAUCACAGUCCUGCCCGUUCUGCCGCGGCAGCCUCAAGAGAGUGAGGUCUAGAGACUUGUGGGCUCUAAUUACCAAUGGCGAGAUAGUCGAUGCUGCAACUCUAGCGAAAGAGAACCUUAGGCGUUUCUAUCUUUAUGUCGAGAAUCUUCCCCUUGUGAUGCCCGAGACCCAUGCCAUUCUGUUCGAUUAUAUGAUCUGACUCGGCACAGAACUACCAGCCAGCCAGCCGUGUGUACAUAGCAUAUGACCUGCCAUGGCUGUUGGAGACAUGUUCUUGGGGAGAGCUGUAUAUAUAGCUAACAGAAACUGCAUCAGAAAGCUUCAGUUUAACCAGGCUAUGAAGUUUCGACAUUGCAGCUUUGGAAGGAAGAUUGCCUAAGCAGUCCAAUCAAACCUGAAAAUUAUGCGGUUCUGUGGUGAAUGUGCAUUAACUGUGCUCAGUUGGAAGUUCUUUUCACUAACCAUUGUGGGAUGGUCUGCAAUGAACGGCCCAACCUGUUGGGCUGUGAGUCUGGUCCUUAUGAAGAUUUGGGUCUUGAUGGGCUUUUUAAUUUCUUAAAACAUACCCAAAUGGCCAUAUUAUAUUGGCCUAAGCUAAAUGGCUUUUUAUUUGGCACAGUUUAGCUGGUUAAACACUAUUAUCCACAAUCACAACUCACAAGGUUAUAGGAUUGAGAUAUGAUUAUGAGGGUUUAUUUUACUUUGUAGUUUGAACUCGAG